Molecule: messenger RNA, 2939 nt
Organism: Schistosoma turkestanicum
Lineage: Eukaryota; Metazoa; Platyhelminthes; Trematoda; Strigeidida; Schistosomatidae
Source: the annotation of a GenBank genome assembly
CUUCACUGUACACGAUGAUUAGCUAAUAUGAUGUGUUUUUUUUUUCAAACCUAAUUCACCAUAUGUUUGUUGUUUUAGCUGCAGAGUCUGAAAUGUCAACUCCUAAGCAUAAGAAAAAGGUACACGAUGACGAUGGAGAGGAGGAGGAUGCGCAGGAGGAGCAGGUGCAGGUGGAAGAACAAGAACAACCAGUCAGUAAAAAGAAUAAAGAUAAAAAAGCAAAACACCCGUCGAAAUCAAUCAGAAGCAAAAAACCCAAAGAGAAGCAUAUAAAAGAACCUAAAGACACUACUGCUACUUCUACUGCUACUACUACUACUGCUACUACUACUACAGUGACAGCACAAAUUCAUGCUACUGACAGUCCUGAUGGAAUGCACACUGAUACCGGUACUACUACUACUGCUACUACUAAUACUACUACUAAUACUACUACUCCUGCUACUUCUGAUGUUAAAAAUACAGAUAAAUUGUUGAAAAAAUUAAAAUCUCCAAAACGAAUAAAAAUAUCGAGUAAAAAAUCCAAAACAACUGACGAUGAAAAUGACACGUCCACAAUGAAGAAAAAGAAAUUCACAGACAAACUAAAGGAUAAAAAUAAAAAUAAAACUAAUAAAUCUCAUGAGGAUGAUGAUAAUGAUGCAGUAUCAAGUGUACCAGUGAAAGAUAAUCAAAAUAAAAAAAUCCAUACAGCCGAAGAGCGUGACGUUGAAACAGACGAAAUGGAAGAAUUAGAAUUGGAAGAUGAAGAACCAGACUUAGAAGAUAAUAUCAAUCAAGUGCAACCAUUUGAUGAAAAAGCUAAUCAACACAGUGAAGAAGAUGAAGAAGAAGAAGAAGAUCAAGAAGAGAAAAUUGAACUCAUUGAAAUUUCAUCACAGAGUGCUGUACAAGUGAAUAGUGAGAUUCCAAAGCGUUUACCAACAGAUGUUAGUAGUCCGGAAUUGGCAGAAUCAGUCAAAAAAGAAACUACCGACUUGUUCUAUCGAUCGAUUCGUCAGUGGAUUGGUGAUGAUGACGAUGAUUUACCAUUUGAUUCUGGUGAAACUUUGAAAAUUUUAGAAAAAGAUGAUGAUGGUUGGUGGCUUGGUGAAAAUGUUCAAGGUAAACAAGGUCUAGUUCCGAUGAAUUUUCUAAAGAAAAUAGUCAUGCUUGAAUCGGAAUGGAAAGAUUUGAAACUGAAUUAUAUAAAACAGAAAACUAAUGAGACUAUUCCAGCAGAAGUUAGUCCACAAACAUAUAGUGAGGCUGAUGAAGAGGACGAGGAGCAGCAGGAGGAGGUGGCGAGGCAAGCGACAAAGCUGACCAAUGCGGUCAAUGAACAAAAAGUAAGUAGAGAAAGCACUAAAGUUCAGCUGAACGAAACUGCAAAAGAAAACUCUGUCGUGAAUCAGAUCCCCGGUCAUACUGAAGACAGUGCAGAGUAUGAUGAUAAAACAUGGGAAGAAGGUGAAGGCGAUGAAACUAGUGAAAAUUUCGAAAUUGAAGAACAACGAGAACAACAACAACACAAAGAUGAAGACGAUCUCAUUCAUAAAGAAGGCGAUGUCGGAGUGAUUGAAGAAAGUCGAGUUAGUGUUGUGCACAGUAGUAAUAUGACGUAUGCUGACAAAAUUUCUACAUCGAUUUCAUUUUUGGACACAGAAAAAUGGCCUUUCAAAGACGAGCCAGAUUACUCAAGUUGGUAUAUUAAGAAUAAUGAGAAAGCUCUGGAAGCUUAUCAACCUUUACCAAGCAGUGUUCGCUUAAGCUUUCUUUCAUCACCAGGCUUAGCAUCCUAUAACUAUCAAAAGUUUCUGUCGCCUAAACUUGGAAGUUCUCAUCUAAUUUUCACAGAUCUACUUUUAGACACUGAUCGUAAACAGAUAACACGACGUCAACCACGUUGGCAAAAGAUUAUGACAAUUCAAAAAAUUACUCAACUUUCAUUGCUGGAAGAAUCAAAUUUAUCUAUAUUGAACUGUUUAAUUCGUCUGUGUUUAUUCGAUGGCACCAAUCCUAUCAGUAAUAUAUAUUGUUUGCCGAUAAUACCGACUGAUCGUGAAAAGAAAACAUGGAUCGUUGCACCACAUAAUAUAAAAAAGCCUGAAAAAAUGUAUGAACUAUCCUCUGAUCUAUUUGUACGUUAUAAUGACCAAAAUAUGAAUAGUUGCAUUUUGUUAGAAAUUCAACUUAUUGUCAGUAAACAGAAUUCUAAUCAACCAAUUGAAUUAAGUCUGGGAUGGAUCACUAUUCCAUUAUAUGAUGAAAAUGGUCAAAUCAUAGCAAAUAAAACUUGUGACUACCGAUUACAAGAUAGUUUACCUUUUGAAAAUGGGAAAGGGAAUAAGACAGCGACUAAAGAUGUUAGUUUAAAAAGUCGUAUGCAAAAUUUACUUUUCAAUAAAGCAACUCAAGUAACGAUUCGAUUUAGUCAACCGAAUAAAGAACAGCAAGAUAAAUUAGACUCUUUGCCUGACAUUUUCGUUGGUCUAAUGGCGUAUACAUCAUUCUUCAGUUAUCAUCGUGAUUUCUUAGCUAAUAUAUUCCCUGGUUUUGGAAGAACUGACGAUAAAGAUCAAUUUGUUCUAAGGCAUGUUCAACCAGAAAUUGCAUUGUUUCCUGUUGUAGCUGAUUGUCCAUUGCUUAUUGAAUGUCUACGUGUAACGUGGCAAGAUCGUCUGAAAACUAUUCCAAACAACAAUAAGAAAGAUUCUCAAUACUUGAAGAAAUUAUAUUCCGAUCAUUUCAGAAGAGUGAUAUAUCCUCUCCUAUGGCUACAGGAGAUUCAAUUUCCUAAUGUGAUGAGUCCACAACAAUUCGAGAAUGAAACACCGAAAUUGCUCAAUCUUAUUGAACAAAUUCGACAAGAUUUUGUCAAAUUUAUUACAUCGACUAAAUAUAAAUUCAAGUUAUUUACAUCGAAAGAAUUCACUUGUCCAAUUCAAUUUACAAAUUGA